Messenger RNA from Eimeria maxima, 382 nucleotides. RefSeq lists its product as hypothetical. NCBI's taxonomy places the organism in Eukaryota, Apicomplexa, Conoidasida, Eucoccidiorida, Eimeriidae. The transcript has a single exon. The annotation marks the transcript as partial. The record is from RefSeq and is a predicted model, not a curated record.
AUGAUUUCAGACGACAGCGGUUCCUCCUCAGAAUCUGAAGCUGCAGCAGAUCUGCUGGAUGCAGUCUUGGGCACAAGCAACAACUCUUUCAAGAACGUGAAGACAGAGGCCCCCGAAGGGGUAUCUGGCGCCUGCAGCUCUCCGCAACGCGACAGACACAAGAAGAAGGAAAACAAGAAAGAAGAGGACACCUCCGAGCAGGGGGAUACCCUCCUGCAACCGUACAAGGGAUUGAAGCUCGAACUUAAGGGGCUGCCGCUGGAGGUGGGUCCUCCCAGUUGCAGUAAGAGCACCGACCAGCAAGGAGAUUUGCUGCGGUUGCAGCCGCACCAGAAGCUGCUGCGACUCUCUGUAGACGGCGACCCUGCAGCAGAUCCAGCGG